AUGAAAUGGUGGUGGAAGUUGAGAACUGAACCACAUCAUCUUUGGGUAGAAGUCGUAUCAAGCCUGCAUAACCUUAAGUCGAAACCUGAUGAUAUCUACUCAAAGAAAACAUUAACUGGAGUGUGGAAUAACAUUGUUGGCAUAAGAAAGGCCCUUGUAAAAAAAGGUAUUCCUGUCAGUUCUGUGAUAUCUAAACAACCUACAACUAAUGGGGUAACUUGGAGAUGUGGAAUUACCUCGACGAGAACAUACAUGGUCCGUGAUCUUAGACAAAGAUGGGAUUACAAACCCCUUGUCGCUGAUGGCCAAUUUUGUUGGCUUAAGGAAGUCCCAUUGAAAGUCAAUUGUUUUAUUUGGAGGGCGAAAAUGGGAAGGAUAUCAGUCGCUUCGGAGCUAGCAAAGAUAGGGGUACUUCUAGAAGUUUUGACUUGCCCCAUGUGCAACGAAUCUGAAGAAGGUUCUGAUCAUGUUCUGGUGGAUUCCACUUAUGCUAGGAGUGUCUUGGAAGGGGUAUAA
Molecule: messenger RNA, 516 nt
Organism: Lactuca saligna
Lineage: Eukaryota; Viridiplantae; Streptophyta; Magnoliopsida; Asterales; Asteraceae
Source: the annotation of a GenBank genome assembly